AUGAGAGGAGAGAAGCUGCUCCUACCCAUGAUCCUGCUGUCAGCGCUGACGAGUUUACUGCCAAUACAGACAUCAUACGGACAGCACUUGACAGAUGAGCCUUGCACUGUUCAGAUCCUUGUCCCCGGACUCAAAGGAGAACCAGGAGACAAAGGACAAAAAGGAGCACCGGGGAGACCAGGAAGAGUCGGCCCUCCUGGAGAGACCGGCCUACCCGGGGUUAAAGGACAGAAAGGCAUCAUGGGACGUUAUGGAAAAGUCGGCCCGAACGGAUUGAAAGGGAUCAAAGGAGACGUGGGCGAGCCCGGUCCGAGGGGCCCGAACGGAGAGCCAGGUGUUCCAUGCGAGUGCACGCCAAUGAGGAAGAUGAUCGGAGAAAUGGACAUUCUUGUGGCCCAGCUAUCCUCAGAGCUGAAAUUCAUUAAAAAUGCUGUUGCUGGCAUAAAAGAGACAGACAGUAAGGUCUAUCUGUUGGUGAAGGAGGAGAAGCGCUACUCCGACGCCGAGGGCUACUGCCAGACGAGGGGAGGGCACCUGGCCAUGCCCAAGGAUGAGGGAGCCAACACGGCCAUCGCAGGCUACAUAAGCGACGCGGGCCUGAGCAGAGUCUACAUCGGCAUUCAUGACCUGGACCGCGAGGGCGUUUUCACCUACGUGGACCUCUCACCCAUGACCACGUUCAGCAAGUGGAGGAAAGGAGAGCCCAACAACGCCUAUGACGACGAGGACUGCACUGAGAUGGUGGCCUCUGGGGAGUGGAUCGACGUGGCCUGCAAUCCCACCAUGUAUUUUGUCUGUGAAUUCGACAAGGACAGUGUCUGA
This is a messenger RNA of Stegastes partitus (bicolor damselfish), 822 nucleotides long. RefSeq names its product collectin sub-family member 11 (gene colec11). The coding region runs from base 1 to 822 and encodes 273 amino acids. Lineage: Eukaryota; Metazoa; Chordata; Actinopteri; Pomacentridae. Gene Ontology annotation, molecular function: growth factor activity. Gene Ontology annotation, biological process: ossification. The record is from RefSeq and is a predicted model, not a curated record. The transcript is spliced from 6 exons.